AAUGCACUAAACUUAGGCCAGAUAAGCUCUCGAGAUUGUAACCGGACUACCCUACCGGCCAAUGACGUAGGUGCCAAGUCUGGCUAACAGAUGUCCCAGCUGUUUUAUGUCUGACAGGGGCCCACUACGCUGCGUAGAUCCUUGGUUUUCACCGCCGCGCUUAACGGAUGCUAGCACUGUUGAGGGUCCAUUCGGUGAGGCCGAGGGCGAGAAAAAAGUGCAAUUGUACGCCGCACCGUUGACCACGGCCUUAUCUCACAGCAUCGAAGUUCUACUUCGUAGCAAAGACCACCGAGCAGAUAAGAGCACCGAUUGGAAGCUGGGAACCUCGCAUAGCUUGGUGAUCACUUGAGCAGCAUUGCUUGUCUUCAUCCCUGGUUAUCUCUGACCGACAAUUCGGGAUCCCGGCACGUCGAUUCAUACGUCGCUUCACCCGCUCAUUCGAUCAAUCAAUCUCACUCAUCCCACCCCCGAAGUUCAAAAUGGCCGCCCACCAGGGACAAGAGGACCGCCACACGUUCUACGCAGGGAAACCGCAGCCAUCCUCAGACUCACCCGGCCAAUUUAGCUCUACCGACCCGUCAACGGCCAAACCUGUGUGCACCAUCCACACCUCGUCCCCCGCCUCCAUCACCGCCGCCAUCCAGUCCGCCCAGGAUGCCUUCCCCUCGUGGUCUUCCACCCCGCCCCUAGACCGCGCGCGCAUCCUCCAGCGCGCCGUCUCCCUCCUACGCGCCCGUAACGAUGAGCUAGCCCGCAUCGAGACCCUCGACACGGGGAAGCCCUUCUCCGAGACCUCCGCCGUCGACAUUGUCACCGGCGCCGACGUCCUCGAGUACUUCGCCAAUCUCAUCGCCGGCGGGGGGCUCAACGGGGAAUCCAUUCGGCUCCGUCCUUCGGCUUGGGUCUACACCGCUAAGGAACCCCUGGGAGUGUGUGCCGGCAUUGGCGCCUGGAAUUAUCCCAUUCAGAUUGCGCUGUGGAAGUCGGCGCCUUGUUUGGCCGCGGGGAACUGCAUGGUGUACAAGCCGAGCGAGUUUACGCCGUUGCAUGCGCAGUACCUGGCUGCUAUUUACAAGGAAGCCGGCGUCCCUGAUGGCGUGUUCAACGUUGUGUACGGUGCUGGAGAUGUCGGCGCGCAAUUAACCAGCCAUCCGGCCAUCGCCAAGGUCAGUUUCACGGGGCAGGUGAGCACGGGGGAAAAGGUCGCGGGCUCGGCUGCCGGUGGCAUGAAGUACGUCACUAUGGAGCUGGGCGGGAAGAGCCCGCUGGUCGUGCUCCCCGAUGCGGAUGUUAACCAGGCUGCGGACGGGGCGCUGCUGGCCAAUUUUUAUAGUUCGGGGCAGGUGUGCACCAACGGUACCCGGGUAUUCGUACCAAAAACCAUGAAGCAGGAAUUUGAGCAAACCGUGUUGGAAAAGAUACGGUUUGUCCGCGCAGGCGACCUGUUUGAUAUGAACACCAACUUUGGACCCCUGAACAGCAAGGUACACUACGACAAGGUUGUGGGCAUGGUAAAGCAGGGAAUUGAGAAGGACAAGGCCACACUACUGUGUGGUGGAACAGCACAACCCCGUGGCCUGCCCGGUGGGCUUAAAGACGGGUACUGGAUCGAGCCGACGGUAUUCACUGACUGCACGGACGACAUGACAAUUGUCAAGGAGGAAAUUUUCGGGCCCGUCAUGUCAAUCCUCACAUAUGAUACCGUCGACGAGGUCGUACGGAGGGCAAACAACACGGAGCACGGUCUUGCCGCUGGCGUGUUUGGCAGGGACGUCAAUGAAUGCCACACUGUCAUUUCGAAAUUGCAGGCUGGCAUUACAUGGAUCAACACUUGGGGCGAGUCUCCCGCCGAGAUGGCGGUUGGUGGGUGGAAGCAGAGUGGUGUCGGGGUUGAGAAUGGCAAGAGGGGAUUGGAGGCCUGGGUAAGGAAUAAGAGCACGUUGGUGGAAAUGGGCGGGGAGGUGCCGACGGUGUUUUCGAAGUUGUAAAAUUAUCUGGCAGCCCAGAAAAUCCUGUCAAAUAUCUCGACCACGCAGGUAUAGAGACCACCACCUUGUCUGUAUGUCUAAGUAUUUGACGCACAAUGCGAUACCGCUUCCUGUACACUUGAUGGGCUGGCGCCCGAAAUCCCACCCUUGUCAAUAUCACAAUUUGCGUUCGCACAAUUCAUUCC
Pseudomassariella vexata is the source of this 2176-nucleotide messenger RNA. RefSeq names its product aldehyde dehydrogenase. Bases 483 to 1991 code for a protein of 502 amino acids. The transcript has a single exon. The record is from RefSeq and is a predicted model, not a curated record. NCBI's taxonomy places the organism in Eukaryota, Fungi, Ascomycota, Sordariomycetes, Amphisphaeriales, Pseudomassariaceae. Gene Ontology annotation, molecular function: aldehyde dehydrogenase (NAD+) activity.